Oncorhynchus masou masou (cherry salmon) is the source of this 6729-nucleotide messenger RNA. Its product is annotated as cysteine/serine-rich nuclear protein 2-like. The record is from RefSeq and is a predicted model, not a curated record. Gene Ontology annotation, molecular function: DNA-binding transcription factor activity, RNA polymerase II-specific; sequence-specific DNA binding. Gene Ontology annotation, biological process: regulation of transcription by RNA polymerase II. Gene Ontology annotation, cellular component: nucleus. The transcript has 5 exons. The coding region runs from base 96 to 1802 and encodes 568 amino acids. NCBI's taxonomy places the organism in Eukaryota, Metazoa, Chordata, Actinopteri, Salmoniformes, Salmonidae.
ACAAGAUCCGUGAACAAUCCUCCGUGAAUGAAAGGAACGUUCAGCAGUUGAUCGGGAGAAGAGGAUCCUUUUUCUGCUUAAGACGCCAAGUUUCCAUGGAGGCAGUUUCAUCUCUCAGCCUCAAGCGAAGAUUCGAGGAGGUGGACAGUGGCUCUCCAUACUCUACGCCCAAGGACUCAGACGAUGAUAUCUCCAGCAGUGACAGCGCUGACAGCUGUGAUAGCCUCAACCCCCCCUCCAGUACUGCACUCAUACCGACCUCCAUCCUAAGACACAAGCCCUCUCCAGGCCGGAAGCGGGUGCGGUUUGAUGUGGUGACAGUGUACUACUUCCCCAGGCAGCAGGGCUUCACCAGCGUGCCCAGCCAGGGAGGCAGUUCCCUGGGCAUGGCUCGCCACCACUGCUCCAUCCGCAGCUACACCCUGGGAGAGUUUGCCUGCGAGCAGGAGACCAGUCACCGCCACGCCCUGCGCCAACACCUCCGCCAGGAGAAGCUCAACGCUCGCAAGAUGAAGCUGACACGUAAUGGUACGGUAGAGUGUGCUCAGGCUGACCUGCUGACCCUCGACAAUGUAUCAGACGAUGACCUUGACGUGGAGGGGGUGGAGGUGGAUGACUGCUUCUUCCUGCAGCCACUGCCCACCAAACGGCGCCGCGCUCUCCUCAGGGCUUCUGGUAAUGCCCGCAUAGAUGCCCGGGAGAAGGCUGAGCUACGGACCAUCAGGCUGUCCAGGGAGGAGUGUGGCUGUGACUGCCGCUUCUACUGUGACCCCCGCCACUGUGGCUGCAGCCAGGCUGGCAUCAAGUGCCAGGUGGACAGGAUGUCUUUCCCCUGUGGCUGCUCUCGGGACGGCUGUAGGAACUCGGCGGGCCGCAUCGAAUUCAAUCCUCUGCGUGUGCGAACACACUACCUGCACACCAUCAUGAAGCUGGACCUGGAGAAGAGGAGGCUGCUGGGGCAGCGGUCGGGUGUUGGGGAGCAGUAUGAAGAGUCUGACCUGCUCUCCUCCCCCUCCUCCACCAGGCCUCCCUCCCCAGACCCUGACCUGUCCACAGUGGCCCAUGGCCUGGACUCUGAGUUAGAGACAGAGGAGAGAGAGAUCCAGAUGGUCCUGGAGGCUCAGGACCUCCUGACUGAGCAGGCCUGCCUGGAGCGGGAGAACGAGAUCGCCGUGCUCCACCUGCAAAGUGCCGAGGAGCAGGAGAGGAUGAGGGAGGAAGAGGAAGAGGAGGAGGCGCAGAGGGGCAGGGGGGGAGCAGGUAGCCUGGGGGAGCAGGCUCUGUGCCUCCUGCCUGGGGCCCUGCAGGGGGAGCUGUCUGGGGAGCCUGGGGUGGGGGUUGGGAUGGAGGGUGUCCCUAUCUCCCUCCUCCAGGGCCCAUUCCCCACUGGGGCUGCCCUGCUCUGCAUCACAGAGAACCAGGAGGGAAAUUGGGAAGGGGAAGGGGACAACCCUCGUGGUGGCCUCAAAGACCCGGCCUCCUCCCUGCUAUACUACCAGUUAGGUCCCAUGGAGAACGAGCCGUUUGAGGAGUCUCAGCCUGUGGAGGAGGAGGAGUGUGUAGAUAAAGAACCAGGGGGAGGAGAGGAGCAAGAGAGGGUGGAGCAUAGAGGUAUUACCUGCGGGCAGGAUGAGGGUGAGUUUUCGCCUCCGGUGGCUCUGUGCACAGAGAAUGGCGUGGGGGCUGAGGAGGCUAAGGAGGUACCAUUCAGCCCCCAGCAGAGCUCCUCAGAAGGGCAGUGUCAGGAAGUGGCCUGUCUGGCCACAGGAGAUAUGUACCCACCACUGCCCCCUGAGGUUUAGUACUAGCACCUCUGCAGAUGUUUUGCACAAUAGCUUUAUUUUAAGCUGAAUAAAGCCUACACGACAGGGAUAGACAGUGUAGUUAUCAAAAAUGAGUAUGAUGUUACAGGUUAGAAUUCAUAAUAAUAACCAUCAUUACUACGAUAAUCGCUUUGAAAAAAAUGAGCAGUUCCAUUAAAAACUAAAGUAGGGAAAGUCAUCCUGAAAGCACACACAGAUCUUUCCCUGCAGCAGUACUGUUGUUUCAGUUAUAUGUCAAUGAAAUGCUCUUAUUUUAAAGGGGUGGAGAUCAUGGGACCUGUCCCAAAUGGCACCCUUUUCCCUUUUAUAGUGCACUACUUUAGAUCGGGCCCAUAGGGCUCUGAUCAAAAGUAGUGCACUAUGUAGGGAAUAUGGUGCCAUUUGGCAGCCAUAUUGGCUUUAAUGAAAGAAAUUACAUGUUUGUGUGGGAGGUGUAAUUGAGUCAUUGAGAACUAACUUGUGUUGUUUUUAGUUCCCGGCACCACAAAGAGACAAUGUGGUGGUGUGAUCAUUAACAUUGGCUCUGGGCCUUUUCAUUUAAAAAAUGUUUUUAACCUUUAUUUAACUAGGUAAGUCAGUUAAGAACUAAUUCUUAUUUACAAUGACGGCCUACCGGGGAACAGUGGGUUCCUGCCUGGGUCAGGGGCAGACCUUGUCAACUCGGGAUUCGAUCCAGCAAACUUUUGGUUACUGGCCCAACGCUCUAACCACUAGGCUACCUGCCGCCCCUCAAGGGAGCAUUUCAGAAUCAUUCAGUGGAUUCGAGUGGCUUGAUUAAACAAGGGAAAGGGGGAUACCUAGUCAGUUGUACAACUGAAAGGAGGUGGGGUUAAGAAGAAUAUGUGCCCUGUUCUAUACUGUAGACCGAUAAAAUAAACAACAGUUGUGUUAAAAAAAGUGUGAGUAUUUAGUGAGCAUUGUAAAUGUCACGUUAGUCUGGUACACUUCUUACAGCUGUUCGUUUUGAAGCCAAAUUAGGGCCACUGGUAGUAUCUAUUCCCCACCUCCCCCUCUGACUGAGAAUAGACCUAAAAAACAAUCCUGGAUAUACUUGUUUUUGGUGUACUGUAUAAGAGUUUGCAAUGGGCAAAGCAGAGCUGAAAGAGCUGCUUGUAUGAUCUAUAUGCACUUUGUGGUCAAUUAGCAUAGGCACAGGGUGAUAUGGGCCGCUUUCUGCAUUGGGGCAAAAUGGUAAAACAUUUGUUAAAAUCCGAAGGUUUGCACCGGCUUCUCUUUCUAAAUAGCGUCUCUCCGGGUAUACCUGUCUUAGACCUCUCACGCAAGCACAGUGUAUUUAUUAAAAGACAAUUGACCUAUAAUAGUAACCAUUACAAUGUUAUAGUGAUAUAUUACACUUCGUCUUUGUAAAAUUGUGAUGCUGUUGAUAUUGAGCGCAAGAAGUCUUUGAUCUCUGUUUUAUGCACGACUGAAAGAAACCUGUCUUUGUUUUUAGUUAGCAUGUCAGAUCAUCGUACAGGUGGUCAGAGUUCAUGUGAGGAUGGAAUAGACCUCAUAUAAUGAGUCUGUAGGGGCAAAGCUCUACACUGUAAAAACAAAUCUAGUUCUUUCAACUAAUUAUUAUUAUUAAGUAACUGGUUCCACAGCUGUUUUUGUGUUUACCUUUUGUUCCAAGUGGUACCUGAACCCCAACAAAUGGAAUAUACAACAAAUUGUAUGUUAAACGCACGCAGCGCUUUUAUCAUACAAUAUUUUCAAUUGACAUAUUUGACACAAGUUGAAAUACAUGAUUAUAUUGUGCAUGUUCAUUCAUACAGUAAUUCAUAUUCAACAUGGCCUCAGCUGGGAUUGAAAAUUACAACUUCUUGGUGCACAGAAUUCUAAUCUACCUGCUACACCACCUUGUCUGUCACAAUGACUGUUUUGCUACACCUUGUACUUCAAAGUAAAUCUCAGUUUGAAUAAAAAUGUACACUCAAUAAAAACCUGUAUUUAUCAUAGUGAUUAUGGAGUAAUAUUAAAACAGAGUAAUAUCCCUCACCAGCAUGACAACUAUACAGAAAAAACUAAAAUUGCUGAAAUAACUACAUCAAAUCAAUGGUGAGAGAAUAGUCAGAUGAACUGAUAAUUGACAUAUAUAUGGUGGUGUAGCAGGGAGGUCGGAUUGUCAUGAUCCAAGAGGUUGUGAGUUUAAAUCUCAGGUGAGGACAUAUUGAAUAAUAAUUUAUUUAUAAAUGAACAUGCAUAAUGUAAAAUAUGUACAUUGAAAACAUUGUACGUGAAAAGUACUGUGUGUGUGUAACCAGUUGCACAGAUGUUUUUAGUUAACAUGCCCAAAUAACAAUUUAUAGUUGAAUGAACAAAGAGUUGAGCCAACACAUUUUAAAUGGACAGAAUGUUUUGCCCAGGUUUUCUUUAAGUUUGGGCCAACAUUUUUGUUUAGUUCCUGUAACACAUGGACCAAAAAAGUUGAGUAAACAAAAGAACAGCUAUGGAACCAGUUACAGUUGAAGUCAGAAGUUUACAUACACUUAGGUUGGAGUCAUUGAACUUGUUUUUCAACCACUCCACACAUUUCUUGUAAACAAACUAUAGUUUUGGCAAGUUGGUUAGGACAUCUACUUUGUGCAUGACACAAGUAAUUUUUCCAACAAUUGUUUACAGACAGAUUAUUUCACUUAUAAUUCACUGUAUCACAAUUCCGGUGGGUCAGAAGUUUACAUCCACUAAGUUGACUGUGCCUUUAAACAGCUUGGAAAAUUCCAGAAAAUGAUGUCAUGGCUUUAGAAGGUUCUGAUUGACAUAAUUGACAUAAUUUUAGUCAAUUGGAGGUGUUCUGAUUGACAUAAUUAACAAUUUUAGUCAAUUGGAGGUGUACCUGUGGAUGUAUUUCAAGGCCUACCUUCAAACUCAGUGCCUCUUUGCUUGACAUCAUGGGAAAAUCAAAAGAAAUCAGCCAAGACCUCAGAAAAAAUAUUGUAGACCUCCAGAAGUCUGAUUCAUCCUUGGGAGCCAUUUCCAAAUGUCUGAAGGUACCACGUUCAUCUGUACAAACAAUCGUACGCAAGUAUUAACACCACGUGACCACGCAGCCGUCAUAUCGCUCAGGAAGGAGAUGUGUUCUGUCUCCUCGAGAUGAACGUACUUUUGUGCGAAAGGUGCAAAUCAAUCCCAGAACAACAGCAAAGGACCGUGUGAAGAUGCUGGAGGAAACAGGUACGAAAGUAUCUAUAUCCACAGGAAAAUGAGUCCUAUAUCGACAUAACCUGAAAGGCCGCUCAGCAAGGAUUUGCCACUGCCCCAAACCGCCAUAAAAAAAGCCAGACUACAGUUUGCAACUGCAUUUGGGGACAAAGAUCGCACUUUUUGGAGAAAUGUCCUCUGGUCUGAUGAAACAAAAGUAGACCUGUUUGGCCAUAAUGACCAUCGUUAUGUUUGGAGGAAAAAGGGGGACGCUUGCAAGCUGAAGAACACCAUCCCAACCGUGAAGCACAGGGGUGGCAGCAUCAUGUUGUGGGGUGCUUUGCUGCAGGAGGGACUGGUGCACUUCACAAAAUAGAUGGCAUCAUUAGGGAGGAACAUUAUGUGGAUAUAUUGAAGCAACAUCUCAAGACAUCAGUCAGGAAGUUAAAGCUUGGUCGCAAAUGGGUCUUCCAAAUGGACAAUGACCCCAAGCAUACUUCCAAAUUUAAGGCAAAAUGGCUUAAGGACAACCAAGUCAAGGUAUUGGAGUGGUAAUCACAAAGCCCUGACCUCAAUCCUAUAGAACAUUUGUGGGCAGAACUGAAAAAGCGUGUGCGAGCAAGAAGGCCUUCAAACCUGACUCAGUUACACCAACUCUGUCAGGAGGAAUGGGCCAAAAUUCACCCAACUUAUUGUGGGAAGCUUGUGGAAGGCUACCCAAAACUUUUGACCCAAGUUAAACAAUUUAAAGGCAAUCAAAUGCUAAUUGAGUGCAUGUAAACCUCUGACCCACUGGGAAUGUGAUGAAAGAAAUAAAAUUAUCAUUCUAUACUAUUAUUCUGACAUUUCACAAUCUUAAAGUAAAGUGGUGAUCCUAACUGACCUAAGAUAGGGAGUUUUUACUAGGAUUAAAUGUCAGGAAUUGUGAAAACCAAAUACAUUUAAACUCAGUUUAAGGUGUAUGUAAACUUCUUACUUCAACUGUCCUUAGUAACAAUUAGUUGAAACAACUAUUAAAAAAAAUUACAGAGUAGGAUUCUCUAUGAAACACAGCUAUUUUACGUCAUAAGAUGUCAUUUAAAAAAUAUAAUUUAAAGAGUUAAAAGAAAAGGAAAGCCUGAGGUGUUAAGUAUUAUUACAGAAUAAUAAUGUAAAGAGGAUAUGACAAAACCCGAAUUGUAGCAGUUUUGUUGUGUAUAUGUGUGUUUGUUUGAGUGUGUGUGCGUGUGUGUUGGGGGCAAGGGAGUGAGGUAUGCAUAUGAGUAGUCAUAUUAUUUCCUAAAAGGUGCUGUUCUUAUAGGUUUACAAUAAUACAAAAAUCCUGCCAUUACACAAAAUAUUACUUUGAGGACUAAGUGUAUCUUGAUGGACAUUGAAUCAUGGACGUUUCCGAUUGAAAGUUUGAAAUCCACAGAAAAUGCAUUUUAAUCAACCGUUUCUGUGGUGAGGGAAGCAUUAUUUUAAGGCGUCUGAGAGAAUUAUGGAAUGACAUACUGUACAUGUCAGUAUAUAUAAUCACAAUCCUAUAACAUUUAUUUUUUAUUUUAAAUGUAUUUUUAUGCUGUGUCUGUUUGUACUGACCUCUGUAUGUGAGUGUGCCGACACAUCGUGCACAUUGUCUUCAUCCUUUCCUGAUGUUGUGCUCCUUUAACUGAUUAUCUAUUUUAAAGCUUGUUGCCAUCUUGCCCAGUGUAUUGUGUAUACUCUUAGAAAAAUAGGUGCUAUCUAGAACAAAUCUGGUUGAAAACCACUGCUUUGGUGCAAC